CAAUCACGUAGCGUCCUGCAGGCUGUUGCCGUGAGCACAAUGGCUGGGACAUCCGGCGUUCCAGGGUUGCCAGGAUACGCGAGCGGCGAGUAUUUUGUGCGUGUUCCUUCUGCUGACUGGCAAAGUUAUAACAGUAAACCCUUACCUGUCAUUUUGGAGCUGGUAAAGCAGUAUGACUGGCAUGGCAGUUGGCAAGGAUACAGAUUUUGAAGAUUCCGCAGAAGAAGACACACAGUUAAAACUUCAGAUGCUAAUCUUGCCCUCUCAGAAACCGGAAGACAAACAAAAGGAUCACUGUGAUUACCUGCUGGAUGCUCUGGAUGAACAACUGAAUCAGUUACAGCCACAGUCAAGUUUCAAGAUAGUAGAAGACAGCAGACAUAAACAGAUAGAAAACUCUGCAACAGAUCUGGAACAGGCUCAUAGACUUGUUUCUCAGGAACCCAGACAUGAACAUUCCACUGAUUCCAGUAAGCAAACAAAAGAGUGUAAGAAAGAGGAGUACAAGUGGAGGCUUUCUCAUCUUUUAGGCUCUGAGCAGACAGAUGCACAGGAAUAUCACAGUGACUCCAAUUCUACAGAAAGUGUGUGCACUGAGGACUUUGUUAUGAAGUUCAAAAAAGGCAUGAUUGACCCAGUAGUUAGUGGUGGCAAUGAUGAGAACACCACGAGCAGUUCAGAGAGAAGUUAUGGAGACCAUAAGAAAACCUUAGGUGACAUAGCUGAAAAGAAUGGUAAAAUAGGUCUUCAAACAGAAAGCACUUCAGAAGAUCAUGUGCAACUUAACACUGCAAGAAGAGAAAUUUUCUUGCAAAAAUUUAAAGAAGAGUUACAAGCUGCACUCUCGUUUAGCGAUUCAGACCAGGCUGAAGAAUGUGGCAGGAAAAGGAGAGACAGUUUGGAGUCUCUGGGAGGAAGAAUAUCAAGACUUAGUCAUGCAAAUAUUUCAGAGCCUUCAAGCCUGCUAAGCUUUGGGAAAGGCAGUUCAGUAGUAAGUCAUUUGUCUUCUAAAAGUGCAGAUGACAGCCAAAAAGGUUUGGGUUCUAAGGAUGAUUACAUGAUUACCACCCAGCCUAUUUAUUCCAACACCUUGGAAAGUGCCGAAGCCAGUAUGAAGACUCUCCAGGAGACAAAGAAUGAGAGUCUACUUGAAAUAGGGCUAAACCAAACUAGAAAAAAUAAUCAAGGCACCCAGAUAUCUCACCAAAUAUCAGGUACAGUUUCCGUUCACAAUGAUCACAAUUCACUAGAAAAUUAUAAAGAAGAAGGAAAAACAGAAAAUAUCAGAAGUUCAUGGCAAAAUAAAGAUUGGGGAUCAGAGUCAGAAAUACCAGGAGCAAGCCAGAUGGAGAGACUGGAAAAUUCACAGAAAUGUUCCUAUGUGAAAUACUCAAUGUACAAUGAAAAGAAUAUUGGUGGAAGCCAAGAACUCAGUUCCAAGGUUCUUAUAGAUGAGACUGCAGCAGGAACACUGUUAUCCAGAGAUGCAACAGAACAUCCUGAAAGUGAUAAGAUUUGUGCAAAGCAAGAAAGAGAAGCAUAUUAUCCAAAAGAACAGGCAUCGUGGGAAUCAAACUUUAAACCUGGAUUAAGUUUCAAAGACAAAGCAGAUACUCAGACUAAAAUAGACGUCUCCCUGACAGAUGAAAGGACUGGCAUUGCACAGUAUAAACAUGUGGCUGGUAUCCCUUUGAAGAGUUUUGACGCAGUGACAGUAGACAGUGAUCUGGACACGGUGACAACAGAAAGAGUGCGGGAUCACAUCCGAAAGGCCCUGGGAAGCAAGAAAGAUCCCACACAAAACACAAAAAGAGUGCAUCGGCAACGCAGUGAGCUCUUAAGAUACUCUAGUAACGUGACCACAGAUGAUGAGGAAAAGGAGGAAUAUCAGAAGUCCUACACAGAACGGAGGAACAGAAGUCCCAAGAGAUGGCACUCAACCCCACAGGCAGCUGAAAGUACCUGGGAACACAGUGUCUCCAGCCUUCCACCAGACUUAAUGAGUAUCCCUGAUCUUGGGCAGCACCACAGACUUCUAGAAGAUCUUACAAGAGAGAAAGUGCAUCUCGAGGAAUAUGUUACCAAACUUCGCAGGGACAUAGUUCUUGAAGAAGAAAGAUUAGCGCAAAGGAAAUCUCAACACAGGGACGUGGAUGAGUCCUUUAAUGAUGCUUUACAGCAAAAGAAGGAAGCUUACCUAGAGUUGGAGUCCAUGCAAGAUUUACUUGAUCAGACUCAAAAGGAAGUUGUUAAAAUGGAGUCACGCUUAAGGGAGAACCAGAUCACAAGUGACGAGUUCAGGAAUGAGUUGGCAGUACUGGAAUACAAGCGCAGCGAAUGCCUAAAAAAUCUUCACGAUCUAGAACUGGAACUGGAAAUGACAAAACAGCAGUGCUCAAGUGCUCAGAACAGCCAGAUAGUCAGUCUCCAGUAUGAGAUCUCUUCCCUGACAAGUGAACGAGAUGAGCUAAAGUCCCGUUUACGUAACUUGGAAGGCAGUAUCUCCUUUUUGGAACGUCAGGAGCUUGAACGGCAACUCACUUCGACAAAAUCGGAACUCUUUUCAGAACAACGGACAGCUAGGGUCAGGACUGAUAAACUUCAAGAGAAUUUAGAAGAGUCUCAGUGCAAGCUGGAGGACAAAACCACAGAAUGUGUUGAGUUGCAGGAGAAAAACAAGCAGCUUAAGUCUCAGCUACGUGAACUUGAGAAAAAAUAUGAAUCCAAAAUACAGAGUCAGGCAGAAGAGGCAUCUGAAGAAAAAGAUGCACUAAAUCAACAUGUUACAGACUUGACUUCCCACGCAAGGGAGCAGAAUACAAAAGUAACCUCUCUGGAGAAGAUACUGUCUGAAAAGGAGCUAGAGCUGAUGAAACUGAGAGAUAUUAUAUCCACCCUAAAGGCUGAUAAGGAAGCACAGACACUGGCCUCAGACUCUUUAAAGGAACAACAGAACAAGCGGGUGAUGGAACUGCAGCUUCAGCACCAGCAAGAUAAGGACAUGCAUAUCACAAAACUGAAAGAGGAGCUCGAAAGCCAGAAAUUGAAGGACCUCCAACAACUUGCAGAAAACAUGGAACAGGCUAAAAUGAAAGCACUACAGGGUCAAGCAGAAGCUCUCAGAAAGGAAACCGAUAAAGUUGUGAAGUCCCUAGAGGCAAAAGACAAAGAAAUUACUAAACUAAAAGAAGCAGUAAAAUCCCAGAAGGACUCCAUGAAAAAGCUUGCUGUAGAGCUGAAGCAGGAAGCAAGAGAGAUGGUGCACAACACACUGCUUCGAGAACAGAAGAAGUGGGAGAAAGAAAAGAUGGAUGCACUACAGAUACAGAAACAUACUUUAGAGGAGGAGAGGCUUCGAGACAUGGCGGAUUUGCGUGAAGCUCUAGAGAGGGAGCGUAGAACAAACAUGAUGUUAGAGAAAAAAUCUGCUGAUCUCCAAAAUAUUAUUCAGGAACACGAGGUUCAGAAUCGCUCGCUCCAGCGGGAGAAACAAGAUGCUCUAGAUGAACUCCGUGCUGUUCUAAAAGACGAAAAUCAAGAAGACAUGAAAAGACUACAACAGGAACUUGCUAAGGAGCGAGAGCGAGAUAUGGAGCGUCUGAAAUUUAGGAUGCAUGAGUUGGAGGAAGAGCAUCAUGUGCUACGAGCUGAAAAGAAUGAAGCUGUGUUCCGAGAAAGAGAAGCCCUAGCACAGGCUGAUCGUGCUGAGAAAGUACUGGCCAGAGAGAUUAGCACUGUAUCAGAGCGUAUUCAGAAUGCCAUGGGCCGGACCAGAAUACAUAGCCCUUCACACAACAGGCAUGGAAGUCCCUCUCGUCUCUCUACCAAUCAAGCACUGCAGAUGCUGCAUGGAGUAUGUGAUGAAACCAACCAGCUUGUACAUGAUUUACAGCAAGAAGUAGAAGCUCAAAAGCGCACUGUUCUUCAUGUGCAAAGAGAGAAGGAGCGAGAAUUACACCAACAGAAAGAACAAUUGCAAUUAGAGAGGGAGAAGUCGCUUGAAUUGAUGAAGGAAAGACUUAUACAGGAGCACAUUGAAGAGAUCACCAACCUGCAGAGAGACCAGCUUCGGGAUUCUAGCAGUGCGGAGAGUCAAUCUCUGCGGCAGCAGCUGCGGGAGAAGGAUAAUGAGCUGCGUGCUAUCCAAAGGAACAUGGGCAAAUGGAAAGAUGAAACCGCUGCAAAGCUUGCUCGCAAAUUCGAAGAAGAGCUCAAUGUAGAGUUAGAAAAAUGCAAAGUGGAAUUUUUAAAAGAAAGAAGUCUCUCCAGGAGCAAGGCCUCAGAAAGUCACCGAUACACAGAAAGAGUUGGACCAGGAAUGCGAAGGCUUUCAGUGCAGGAAGGAAGAGAAAAUUCACACCUCCGCUCAUCCUCCACCUCAUCCUUGAACGUGGUAGGUGCACAGCAUGACUUUGGUGCUCUAAAGAUCCUGCGGAAUUUGCAGGGCAGAGUCAAAGAGCUGCGGACAGAUAACAGGUUGUACCAUGGGGGCAGCAUGGAAGAUCUAAAUUUACUGAGGACUGAUCUGGGAAGUCCCUACAAACAAAAGAAACCAUUAAUGACUGAACGAUCAAUGGCACACCUUAAAGGAACCAUUAGGAAAUAAACCACGCUCCCGUUCUUGAGAAAAGAAUGUCUCCUAGGAAUGUUCUAAAAGACUCAAGCAAAGAGUUGCAUCCAAUUAAUAUUAUAUUUUAAGUCUGGAAAUGGACUGCUCAAUGUUUGUACCUCCGAACAUAGUGUCUAGUUAUGUUUAGCUGUGGUUUAUAUUAUGGACUGCUGGAACUGGAAGUUCUGAUUGCAUCCUCUUGUUUCCAGCACAGCAUGAAGACCAGUAACAUAAUCUGGGGAGAAAUUAUUCAUCGUGACCAACUAUGCCUGCAACAUCCUCAUAUUCUGUAGGGCUUGUUGGAAAGAGGGUUGAUUGGAUUUAGCUAGGAUUGGGUAUGGCCUGAGUGGCAAAGUGAGCAGAAAAAUGUUGCAAGGAGAUAUGUUUGUGUUAUUUAAAGCAGUAAUUUGACAUCUGGAGAUUUAAUUUAAUAGCAAGAUUUCAACAUAUAUAUAUAUAUAUAUAUACUAGAAAUUAAGCCC
Xenopus laevis (African clawed frog) is the source of this 5091-nucleotide messenger RNA. RefSeq names its product trichohyalin. The record is from RefSeq and is a predicted model, not a curated record. Lineage: Eukaryota; Metazoa; Chordata; Amphibia; Anura; Pipidae. The transcript is spliced from 29 exons. Bases 173 to 4606 code for a protein of 1477 amino acids.